AUGGCUCACAACACCCGCUUUGAAACCAUGGCUUCUCGCUUCUCACCCUCUCGUCUGCGCAACUCCCUACGCCGCAGCUCUUCAGCCUCCACUUCCACACAAGCAUCAUACUCGUCUGUCAACACGAUGGGUUCAUCUGCUGCCGCUACCAUCAACAGCGUCAUCUCCCGCCAGCCUUCCCUUCUGAACCUAGAAGCUGAGCGUAAGAGUUUCGGGACAAUGCACUCCUUCGCUUGUGAGUUAUGCAAGGGUGCGAAACGCAUGUCGCGGUCCACAGAGACCCCUGAAAUACCCGCGUCGAUGUCAACAGUCGUAGCGAUGCGGAUGCCACUUUUGAUCGACAUUCCAAAGCCAGACGAUGAUGCGAGCAGAUUCUUCUGCUGUUGCAAUGCUGCAACCAUCAUUAGAAGUAUCAAGAGGUAA
This is a messenger RNA of Fusarium pseudograminearum CS3096, 423 nucleotides long. RefSeq lists its product as uncharacterized. The record is from RefSeq and is a predicted model, not a curated record. The transcript is spliced from 3 exons. Bases 1 to 423 code for a protein of 140 amino acids. Lineage: Eukaryota; Fungi; Ascomycota; Sordariomycetes; Hypocreales; Nectriaceae.